This is a messenger RNA of Iphiclides podalirius (scarce swallowtail), 282 nucleotides long. NCBI's taxonomy places the organism in Eukaryota, Metazoa, Arthropoda, Insecta, Lepidoptera, Papilionidae. The record is from the annotation of a GenBank genome assembly.
AUGCUAACGUACAGGUCGAAUGGAGAGGCGCAGGCGUCACAAAGGCCACGGCAUCAAAGAGAAGCGAGCGGAUCAAAGGGGCCGCUUUCAGAUAACACAGUCCGGAUAAAACCUCCAGCAACGGUUAAACCCGGGCGACGCGCGCUGUCCAAGGGUAUCCGGACGUGUCCCGGAGACCGGAUUACCCGGCUGUGUCCGGAUGUGCCGACGGGCGCGUUCGUGCCGACGCACUCCGGCCAGCGAUUAGUCCUACUGCCCUUCUUGCCGGCAGUUCGACCCGGG